AUGGCUCACACAGAGGAAGACCUACAGUUCCUUGUGGAUCAGUUUUCACAAGCGGCACGGCUCUUGGGCGUCACAAUAAGCUUGCCAAAAACAGAGGUCCUGCACCAAUCAACUACAGCAACACCUCCAAACAUCACCAUCGAAGGCACCCAGCUGAAGACUGUGGAGGACUUCAAAUAUCUUGGCAGUGUCGUAGACAACGAUGGCUCUCUUGAUAAGAAGAUCAACUCCAGAAUCUGCAAGGCCAGUCAAGCCCUUGGACCACUCAAAAUCCAUAUCCUCUCCCAGCACAGUAUCAAGCUCUCGACUAAGCUCCAGAUUUACAUAACCAUUGUCCUCACCAGCCUCCUUUAUGGAUGUGAGACCUGGACUCUGUAUAGGCACCACCUGAAACUACUAGAAAAAAUCCACAUCAAAGGCCUCAAGUCAAUUCUAGGCAUUCGUGGUAGGACAGAGUCUCAAACAAUCUCAAAGAGUCUCAGCCAACUCUACCAGCAUCGAGGCUAUGAUCCUCAAGAGCCAACUUCGUUGGUCCGGCCACAUCAUCCGCAUGAAUGA
Molecule: messenger RNA, 558 nt
Organism: Penaeus indicus
Lineage: Eukaryota; Metazoa; Arthropoda; Malacostraca; Decapoda; Penaeidae
Exons: 1
Coding region: 1-558 (185 amino acids)
Source: RefSeq, a predicted model, not a curated record